CGCUUUCCCCCCAACCCAACUCCUCCAUCUCAACUUCUUCAACAACCAAACACCAAACCAUCGUCGGCGUCAACGGUCUAGGGGACUGCUGCUCUUUGUCAUUCUUUUUCCAACAAAACCCAUUCUUUCCUUCACAACCCCUUGGUUUCGACUUCACUCUCUUAGUCGACUCCGUCCAGUCUUUUUUCCCUUUUCACGCAGAUCCCCACCGACCACGACGCUGUUUGGACAAACCGGUAUAUCUUGGGUAGAUUCUUGAUCCAGAAUCCCGACAUAUCCAUCGUUUAUAGGUAGCUUUUGAAGAAGCAUUAUCGAGUGCCGCGACCAAUCUCACACCGACGACAUUCGUUCUACCAAGCGUACAUAUACCCGUACAACACACUCAUACACCACAUACCACCACAUAUAAGCUACACUCUUUACAUACACAAACGUCCAAAUGGAGUCACUUAGAAGCUUUGCUCGCCGCACCGUCGAUGAUGAGUCGUCCAAGGACCACAUUGUCAACCUAAUGAUCGCCCUCUUGGCGCUCGUCUUUUGCGCCCUUCUGUCAGUCACCAUUCUCCUGCUCCUCAAGAGAAUCAAGCAAAAGACGCCCGGGCACAGCGAGGGUCUUCCUCAGUACCGCGACGACCAAAAGCAUUCCAGUAAUCACCGACGUCUAACGAUCUCGACCGGGCCCGGCGCCCCCCGGUCCAGCGUCAUUGUCUUCAAGGAUGGACAGCCCAUGCUGGCCAACCCUGCUUCCCCUCCUCACUCGCCCGACAACGUUCCCGAAAUCCACAUUACGUUCCCGGAUGAGCAGGAUGACCAAGGCCGCCGCCGCAGCGGUCGUGUCCUGGUUGUCAGACUUGGAGAGUCGACCAUUGGCCUCGAACCCCGCCAGGAUGAGCAGCUCCCCGCGUACGAGAAGGAAAGCAACUCGCAGUUUGUCUCGGUCGAUAUCGAGAAGAUCGGCGGCCUCAAGGAGAAGGAGUACCGUUAAAGUGUAGAUAUAAACGGCACAAGUUGAUGAAAAAGAAACAAGACCGACCUGGCAAAUUGAAGAGCUUGCUGUGCUCCUUUCUUUCUUUUCGGCACAUGAGGCUUCUGUUGGGGUUCGCUGUUGCAUUGAUGACUUUUUCAAGUUUCGGAGUUUCAAGGCGUGUACAGGAAACAUAGGACACUACCGCACGGCGAGAGCUGUUUACUUCUUUCUACAUUUCAAAAAGGGAACAAGGUCUAAUUCCGCGCGCUGGACGAGGCUUGCCCGCCAGAGGGGCGUUCGAAAGAGAUGGGACAACACAUCAGGGGAGAGGCAGGCCUGAAGCGUCACAGCACAUGUUGGUUCUCCUGGGUGCCCCUGUACAUUGUGCACAUAUUAGCCACGCCGCAACUUGGGCCCCGCACUCUUGACUUGGGAGGUUCUCUGUUGAUGGAUCUUGUGGGAAAAGAAAGCGGCUAGUUUCAAUUGCGACGUAUUUUGUCAUUGGGAAAGCGAGAAGUUGGAAAGAGUGGUUGACAUGGCUACCUCUUUUUUUGCCUUGUGCAUGCAUCAUCGCUAUUCUAGUAUUGUGUAAUUUCUAUUCGAAGCUCUGUCACUUGGCCGAGUUUGUUAACGUCUCCUUUGUUUAACCGCCAUAGAGAUGAUAUUAAGAUCAGGACCACUAGAGAAAAAAAGGCUCACAGAACGCAGCCAUGGAGGGUUCUCAUAUUCUUGUAUAUAGUUUUUCAUCAGACUCGGACGGCCUUUUAUAAAUAUACCCUACUCUGCCUCCGCAGAAGAC
This is a messenger RNA of Neurospora tetrasperma FGSC 2508, 1766 nucleotides long. RefSeq lists its product as uncharacterized. The transcript is spliced from 2 exons. Bases 440 to 985 code for a protein of 181 amino acids. The record is from RefSeq and is a predicted model, not a curated record. NCBI's taxonomy places the organism in Eukaryota, Fungi, Ascomycota, Sordariomycetes, Sordariales, Sordariaceae.